Symbiodinium necroappetens is the source of this 672-nucleotide messenger RNA. The record is from the annotation of a GenBank genome assembly. Lineage: Eukaryota; Dinophyceae; Suessiales; Symbiodiniaceae.
AUGUCCACAAACAUGGACUUUGACGAUGAGGAGGUUCUCGCCUAUUAUAUCACCCUUAUGAAGUCCUUGGCCAUGCGCCUGGAUAACGAAUCCAUAAAGUUCUUCUUUAUUCAGCACCCUGAGCCGUCUUUUCCCCUCUACAUUGAAGCAACCAAGUUCUUCAGCCAUCGCGAUCACAUGGUCCGGGCAACGGUGAGGACAAUCACUUUGCAGGUCUACAAAAUCGAAGACCAGCCAAUGCGCCGAUUUGUUCUUCGACAUGCAGCGGAGUCUUAUUUCAGCCAGCUGGCGUAUCAUUUGCAAGACCUGUGGUUGCGCCUCGAUGCCGCUGCUGCAAAAGCGACGGGCGAGGACAAUCUAUCUCAGGUACAGCGUGAGAACGAACUGCAGCAGGACCUGCAAAUCUAUUUGUCCGAUGUUUUUGAACUGGGUAUAGAGGAGCUUAAUGAGGUCCUCGCGGAUCGAUUGCUUAAUGCAGCCAUCCUGCCUGUUCUGCUGGCCGGAUUGACCACUUCAUCGUCCCAUCGAGUUGGUGGUGCAGCACGAACCCUGGCGCCCCACGUGUCGUUGUUCCUCGUCCGGCAGGUACUCGACACCUUCCAUUGCCCGGUCCUACUGGAGCCAAUGGCACAAGCGCUUCUGUGGUCUUCGGUUCCUGCCGCCUUGGCAUAU